ACAACGAUAAUUGAACACCGAAAGGACACAACAACAUUGACUGCAGCCAAAACGUAUGAGCAAACUACCACAUCGACUCGAGUCACGACUACAACGGGCCAGAUUAUAAGAAAAAGAACCACAACUAGACCACUGAUAACGACAACUAAACCGGCACAUACGAACACAAAUGUUAGCAGUCAGUACACCACAUAUCUACCCAGGAAUACGACAGCGUAUCAGAAUAUUUCCAACAUCACUGACAUGUCUGAUAUCAAGCAAAAUACUUCCUAUCAACCUGGAAACACGACCGUUUAUCAGAAUGAAUCCAUAGUAGUUUAUACGUCUACCGAAGGUCUACCAAAUACUACUUAUUUACCGAGGAAUACUGCUGUGUUUCAUACUGAGUCGCAAAUUAACAAUAAGCAGGCAAGUACAAAUUACUACACCCAAACUAUUUCACAACGGGAUAGAACAGACAAUGGUAUAAGUAACGAGUGUUUGGGGAUGCAGGGAUGGCCAUUAGGUUGGCUUUGGAGUUGGAAAUGUGAUGAGAAAAAUCAACCGAGGAACAACAAUGUCUCCAAAGAAUCGAAUAUUGAGGCCACUACGCCAUACAAUAUAGCGACAACACUAACACUGUCCACCACACAAAACGUCAAAGCAAACGUAGCAACUGAAACCAGUCUCACAACUACCAAACGAAUUCUACACAACCAAAACACGACUUUGCCACACCUGACGAAUAUGACAAAGGUUUAUAAAGGCAGUGGGACAAUCGGACCUGAUCAAAAUACGACAUUGUCUUUCCAUCCGACAGAGAAUUACAAAGCCAAAAACACAGUAGAGUCUGACAGCAAACUAGAGAUGCUUCGUUGGCCAACAACUGCACGGUCAACUCAAUUCCCAAUUACAAAGUCAGCGAGAGAAAAUGAGAAGACGGAAAGAAUACCAAGAAUUCCCAUGCCCCUUCGACGACCAAAAGAACCACCAAAAAGCACCCCUCCACUAGAUCACACCUUGACUCUACACGUCCAAACAAAAUCAACGACAGAGGGGACAAAACUACCGAAAUCGACGAACACACAGCAUCCUGUGGAAUCAAAACCCACUACUUGUAAGAAAGUAAAUGUAUCGCAGUAUCAAGUGAAACCAGAAGAUCAACAUCCAAGUUCAAAGGGCAGAAAUUCCAACAAGCGAAAACCACCUAAAGCCAAAGGGAAGCGACCUAACCGUGGGAGGCUUCAUGAACGAGGGAAAAAUAAGACAAGCACUGUGAUUCGUCGUCCUGAAAAGCAUAGACUAAGCCGUCGACGGAUCCCUAAGAAAGACAGGCCCACGGCAAACCGGCAAUUGAGCAGUACGAACCGUGGCGAACUUGUUCAACCGAAGGGAGACAGAUUCCAUACACCAGCUGCCUUGUCCAGACUUACUACCCAAAGUACUCUUACUCAUUCAACCCCUACCAUGGAGAAACAACCUGAUGUACCCACGCAAAUCAAUGAACAGUCAGCACUGGUGAGGAGAUUGACUGAGUCUUUCUCCACUCAUACAAAAGACACAAGCACAAUUCUUCAGACAGCACCUUCUACGCCAACCUUCCCAAUGACCUGGAUAAAAAGAAUCAACGAAAAGCUCUUGAAGUUCAACACUUCCAUCCACCUAGACAGGAUCGUCUCUGGAGUCCAUGUGUGGCGGAUCUUCAGUACGGAUAAGAAGGUACCAGCUAACAGCAAGUGUGUCGCUACCGCGCUGUGA
Messenger RNA from Branchiostoma floridae (Florida lancelet), 1737 nucleotides. RefSeq lists its product as uncharacterized. Lineage: Eukaryota; Metazoa; Chordata; Leptocardii; Amphioxiformes; Branchiostomatidae. The record is from RefSeq and is a predicted model, not a curated record.